AUGCUGUUCGCAUGUUAUAAUAGAAUUCAAAGAAGAUUGGGCCCAAUAGAAGAAUGGUCAGAAGAAGAAUUUAAUGAACUCGAAGCAGCUUUGAUGGAACUAGGCUAUAAUUGGCAAUUGAUUGGAGAACGAUUAAAUAAACCACCUCAGACGGUAAAAAUAUAUGUUGCCGCAAAUCGAAAGAAACUUAAAAAAUGUUUAGGUGAAGAUCGAAAACCAGCUUUAUCUACUGAUGAAGAAAGUGGUUCAAGUACUUCAAGUUGUGAGGAAAAUUUAAUUGACGGUGAUAGACAUUCUAGUGACACGGCUAGUGCAGCCGAAAGCCCUCCUGUGCAAAGUUCAAAUGAUAGCAUAAUAAAAAAAAUAGAUUAUGAUUCUAGUGCAACAGAAACGGCAGAUGAAGCUCAAACUCCAGACCAAUUUCAAGGAGCUGCAACUAUAACACCAGUUAGUAAUGAUGGACAACCACUAAGCGUUAAGGAUUUGGUGUUGAACGUGAUAGAAUUUUCGCUUAUGAAAAAUCCAGGAGGACAACAAACUCAAAAUCCUCCAUCAAGUGGUAUGGCUCCUACUAUAUCUUCAAUUUUGAAUAAUGAUUCUAACGAGGUAACUAUUGUUAGUGAAUAUAAUCUAAACAACAUAAACAAUCAACAAAGACAACAACUCCAACAACGUUCUGAUAUUAAUUUAGCAAAAUUAGUGACUCCUCUUAUAGGAGCCACAAUAACACCUGUAUCUGGACCUGUACAAUCACAAAAUCAAGUAGAAUCGCUUCAGUCGUCUAGAGACGAUUUAAUAGUUCUGCAAGUUCCAGACGGUAGAGAACCGGAAACAUUAGAUCUCAGCUUAAAGAAACCCAGAGAAACACUUCAACCUGUACAUAACAAAACUCAAACACAGUCUCAACAACAAAUACAUCGCGAUUCUUAUGUUUACCAUCAAGAGCGGAAAAGUUCAGCAUUUUCAGUUAGAUCACCAACGAAAAUGUCUACUUCGAAGCUUGCUAACCCCAAAUCAGGUUCAAUUACACUAGGUACCCCUAUUAUGUCUCAGCCAAGAUACGAAGUUUUAAGACAAAUACCAGAUACUAAAAUGGGCUCUAUUACUCAAGGUACGCCUGUAAUACCGCAUAACAUGCAAGAAAAGAGGGUGUUUGAUUACUUUAAUAAAAGAGGAACUGUGCCUGUACAACAAAUACAAUCAAGUCAACAAUAUUCUGGACAAUACAGGCAAGCAUAUAAUGUAGAACAACAGUUGAGUUCUCGACAAAUAAUUAUUAAUGACUACAUUACAUCCCAACAAAUGUUAGGUAGAAGAAAUGAGAAAUCACAGUUCUAUCCCACAAAUUCAACUCAUCGUACUCCGUCUCCAUCACAACCUAGCCAGCAACAACGACAAGGGGUAAUACAAAGAAAUGCAAGGCCACAGUACAUCCAACCAGGUCACGAAGCAUUAUCUUCUCUAGUUGACGUUGCAGUUCAGCAACCAUCGUUGCCAGUACCAAAUGCUCAUGAAGGUCUUGGUAAGACAAUGGCAGAUAAUAUCUUGGACCAACCACAUCGAUAUCAAAUUGUACAUCAGCAGAUUCGACAACAUCCACAAAGAGCAGAAGAACAACGACGCUCUGUGUGUCAUCAACAACAGCUGCAGCUCCAACAACCUCAACAACAGUUACAAGAGUCACAAAAGCAACAAUCACAUCAACAUUCACAACAAUCUCAUCAACAACCCCAACAGCAGAAACAAACGCAUCUACAGUCACAACCACCACAGCAAACGCAAGUACUACAAACACAACAACAACUAAUGAUAUCACAAGAUCAACCGAAACAAGACCAACAACCACAAUCUGUAAAACAACAAGAGCAGCAAGAGCAGCAACAACCCGAAGGUGAAAACCAGGAUGAAAAAAUACAGCAAUCAGAACAAGAAGAGAAAGAACAAGAAGAGGUAGACCAACAAAAACAUCAACAGAAACAACCGCAAUUACAGAAUCGACAAACGUCACGAUCUGAUAAUAGUACUUUAACUGCAGCAAGUUUAAUUGAUGCUAUAAUUACUCAUCAGAUAAAUCAAACAGCCGAAGGUAAUAGAGAAGUGGUGAAUAACACAAGGGAGCAAAGGGCAGGUGAUUUACUGUUUCAAAAAUUUCACAGAGAAGAACCUGCUUCACAAAAUAUUCAAGACAAUGGUGAAAAAUCUCCAUUGACUAUAAAUGUUGAUGUUGACGGUGAUACCUUAAACAAGAAUCUUACUGUGAAAGAACUAACUGAUUCAGUUAUUAGUCAUGACUUUAAUGCGCGACAACCUUACUAUCACAUUCAGGAAAAUAUGAACGAGCAAUGGAAACGUAGAAUUCAACAGCACAAUGAGGAUAAGCGUUCACAAACUCCUCUACAAGAUGAAAGACACGUAAUUAGAAUUACUCAGCCCCAGCAAAAAUCUAUGGAAAAGAUGGAACCAGUUUCUCCACCAGAAAGUAAUAAUUGGUCAGAACAAAAUUAUCGAAAGUACCCUACUAAUCAGCAGUCACAUAUGUCUCCUUUGGACUACGUAAAAAACAGAAUUGUAGAGGUAAUGAGAACGGAAGAUGAUAAUAAAAAAGAUUUGCAAGAGGAGGCACAUUCUCAAGAAAAAGAUCUUAGCGAUAGCCCCGGAGAAAUGGUAAUAGAUGAGGAAAAACAUGAAAAUGAUUUUAACCAACAACAAACAUCACAACAUGGUGGGUUUUAUUCUUUUGUUCAUAAAGAGACUACUGCCAGCGAAACUUCACCAAAUAACGAACCUAAACCUUUAUUAAGUUCACAAUAUGAACCACUUUCUGACGAAGACUAA
This is a messenger RNA of Diabrotica balteata, 2835 nucleotides long. The record is from the annotation of a GenBank genome assembly. Lineage: Eukaryota; Metazoa; Arthropoda; Insecta; Coleoptera; Chrysomelidae.